This is a messenger RNA of Cebus imitator (Panamanian white-faced capuchin), 1832 nucleotides long. It is a transcript of the gene TSBP1, whose product is annotated as testis expressed basic protein 1. The transcript is spliced from 27 exons. Lineage: Eukaryota; Metazoa; Chordata; Mammalia; Primates; Cebidae. Bases 192 to 1832 code for a protein of 546 amino acids. The record is from RefSeq and is a predicted model, not a curated record.
UGCUUAGGUCUGAUCAAUCUGCUCCACACAAUUUCUCAGUGAUCCUCUGCAUCUCCGCCUACAAGGGCAUCCCUGACAGCCAAGUUCAUACUGCUCAGAAACAGUGAACUUGAGUUGUUUAUUUUAUCUUGAUCUCUCUCUGACAAAGAAAUCCAGACAAUGCGAGACCCGCUGAAGACAAUGCCUGGAAAAUGAUAGUCUUGGAAAUAACUUUGGCUAUCAUCCUGACUCUACUGGGACUUGCCAUCCUGGCUAUUUUGUUAACAAGAUGGAUACAACAUAAGCAAAGUGAAAUGUAUGUCUCCAGUUACUGUUCAGAACAAAGUGCUGGACUUCUGGACUGUGAGGAUGGUAGAGGAUCCCGACACACAUAUUCAACAGAAAGUGAGGGAUCCAAAAGAGAUUACACACCGUCAGCCAACUCUCUAGCGAUCUCUGAUAUAUAUAUAUAUUUACCUCAAGGAUCCAUGAGUAGUAUUCAAUGUAUAAAAGCAACUGAAGAACCUCUGUCCAGAACUGCAGGACCUGUUAUGCAAUUCGCAGCCCCUAUUCCUAGAGCUACAGGACCUAUCAAGCUCUCUCAAAAAACCAUUGUGCGAACUCCAGGACCUAUUGGUAAGUUGCCUGGCUCAACUGCUGGUCCACCUUCAACACCCCGUGGUCUACGCAUGACACCCAUAAUAAUUUCACAGAGAACCGCAAGUAACAUGGUGGCACCUGUAAGAAUACCUCAAGUCCACACCAUGGACAGUUCUGGAAAAAUCACACUGUCUCCUGUGGUUAUAUUGCCAGGUUACAUGGAUGAAGAACUUGCAAAAAAAUCAUGUUCCAAAAUCCAGAUUCUAAAAAAUGGAGACACUGCAAGUUCUCAGAACAGCCAAGAAAAAAACAAGGAAGCACUAAAGAAUGACAUCAUAUUUAUGAAUUCUGUUGAAUGCUUGAUAGCAACACACAUAAAGGAGCCAAAAAGAGAAGGAAAAGGCACUGAUUUCGAGAAAAACAAGAUAGGAAUGAAAGUCAAGGUAGACAGUGACACUGGAAUACCAAAAAGACAGAAAAUCCAACUAAAAAACAGUGAGAUGAGUGUACCAAAAGGACAGGAAGCCCAAAUAAAGAAGAGUGAGGCAGGUGUACCAAAGGGACAAGAAUCCCAAGUCAGGAAGAGUGAGGCAGGUGUACCAAAGGGACAAGAAGCCCAGGUAAAGAAGAGUGGGCUGGUUGUACUGAAGGGACAGGAAGCCCAGGUAGAGAAGAGUGAGAUGGGUGUGCCAAGAAGACCUGAGUCCCAAGUAAAGAAGAGUGAGUCAGGUGUACUGAAAGGACAGGAAGCCCAGGUAGAGAAGAGUGAGGCAAAUGUAUCAAAAGGAGAGGAAGCCCAAGAAAAGAAGAGUGAGUUGCAGGUACAAGGACAAGAAGGCCAAGUAGAGAAGAGUGAGGCAGAUGUGCCAAAGAAACAGGAUGUCCCAGAAAAGGAGAGUGAGGCAGGUGUACUGAAAGGACCAGAAUCCCAAGUAAAGGACACUGAAGUGAAUGUACCAAAAGAACCGGAAUCCCAAGUGAAGAAGAGUGAGUUGGGUGUACUAAAAGGACAGGAAGCCCAAGAAAAAAAGGAGAGUUUUGAAGAUAAAGGAAAUAAUGGUAAAGAAAAGGAAAGACACGCAAAGAAAGAUCCAGAUAAAGAAGAAAAAGGUGAUAAAAACACAAAAGGUGAUGAAGGAAAAGGCAAAGUUAAAGGAAAGAGAGAAUCAGAAAUCAAUGAUGAAAAAUCAAAAGACUUGAAAAGGGCAAAGGCAAGUAAAGGAAAGAAGAAAGACAAAAAAGUGGAAGAAUAA